This is a messenger RNA of Phoenix dactylifera (date palm), 826 nucleotides long. RefSeq names its product germin-like protein 3-7. The record is from RefSeq and is a predicted model, not a curated record. Lineage: Eukaryota; Viridiplantae; Streptophyta; Magnoliopsida; Arecales; Arecaceae. Gene Ontology annotation, molecular function: manganese ion binding.
AUGGAAAGCCCAUUGAACGUUUUAUCUCCCUUCUUCCUCUACCUCUGCCUUCUGUUAGCACUGUUUCAAGCCCCCACCCCAUGUAUUUCCGACCCCAACCCUCUCCAGGACUUCUGCAUCCGCACAUCGCCGGCAGGCCAAUCCGCCGCCACCUGCAAGGCUGCUUCCGCCGUCGUGUCCGACGAUUUCUUCUUCGAUGGCCUGACCAAGGAAGGCAACACUAGCAAUUCCUUUGGCGCAGGCUUAACACAAGCGACCCACGUCCAGUUCCCGGGCCUCAACACGCUUGGGAUCGCUAUGGCUCGCAUCGACUUGGCCCCCGGUGGUCUGAACCCGCCGCACACCCAUCCUCGUGGCUCCGAGCUGGUGAUGGUCCUCAAGGGAGCGGUGCUCGUUGGGUUUGUGAGCGGUGACAACGUGCUGUACCAGAAGGUGGUGAGGCGAGGAGAGCUGUUCAUCGUUCCCAAGGGGCUCGUCCACUUCCAAAAGAACACGGGGAAGGGCAAAGCUAUCGUGAUCGUUGUAUUCGAUAGCCAGUUCCCAGGGAUUGUGCCCGCUCCGUUUGCACUCUUUGGGACAAAGCCGGCCAUUGACAGCCAGCUGCUGGCCAAGGCAUUCAAGGUGGAUGGGGAGGUCGUCACCAGCUUACUCUCCAACUUCGGCAAUUAAUAGAACUGCUUCAAGACCAUAGACUUCAAUUCCAUCUCUAGUUUUUGCUUCUUCCCGUUGCAUGUCUUUCGUUUAUCCAUCUGAAGUCUUAGCUGCGUUUUGUGACUAUUUCUCAUUCUCCUGUAUUGUGACGAUCUAUUCAUUCUUCUUCUUUUCC